This is a messenger RNA of Auxenochlorella protothecoides, 1410 nucleotides long. Its product is annotated as Lipoamide acyltransferase component of branched-chain alpha-keto acid dehydrogenase complex, mitochondrial. The record is from RefSeq and is a predicted model, not a curated record. Gene Ontology annotation, cellular component: cytoplasm; mitochondrion. Bases 1 to 1410 code for a protein of 469 amino acids. Gene Ontology annotation, molecular function: lipoic acid binding; acetyltransferase activity. The transcript is spliced from 6 exons. Lineage: Eukaryota; Viridiplantae; Chlorophyta; Trebouxiophyceae; Chlorellales; Chlorellaceae.
AUGAUCUUGGGAAGUAUGCAUGUGCUGGCAUUCACAGCAGCGCCAUCCCUCUCGCUGGUGUCUCUGGCACAGACCGGGGAGGGCAUCAAGGAGUGCGAGUUGGUCCAGUGGUUUGUGUCGGAGGGUGACACCAUCGAGGCCUUUGACCGGCUGUGCGAGAUCCAGUCUGACAAGGCGACGCUGGAGAUCACCAGCUCCCUGUCGGGCAAGGUCGUGAAGCUGCACUUUGAGGCAGGGGCCAUGGUCCAGGUGGGCGAAAACCUGGUGAGCAUCGAGACCGACGAGGAGGCUGGGGAUGGCGACUCGGACGCAGGUCCCGCGCCCUCUGCGGCGUCGCCCGCAGCGCACUCGAGCCCUGAGGACCCUGCGCCGCCCUCUGCCACCCCCUCCCGCGUGCUCACCAGCCCGGCCGUCAGGCACCUGGCGCGUCAGCACUCGCUGGACCUGGCCCAGGUGCGCGCCUCCGGCCCCGGCGGCCGCCUGACCAAGGCCGACGUGCAGGCCCAUCUGGAUAGCCUCUCCGCCGCCGCCACCUCCACCGUGGCGGCCGACGUGGCGGCUGCGGUGCCCACCACCGAGGCGGCGGCGGUGCGCCAGGCCGUGCCCGAGCAGCGCGGCACGGGCGGCGACGCCGCAGCAGGCAGGAUCCCCGCCGCUGGAGCCGGCACAACCGCCGGUGCAGGAGGCGGCACCACGACCGUGCCGCUGCGCGGCUUCCGCAAGGCCAUGGUGAAGAGCAUGGCGGCGGCGGGGGCGGUGCCCCACUUCCAUUUCUGCGAAGAGGUGCAGAUGGAUGCGCUGGUUGCCCUCCGUGCCCUGCUCCGCACUGAGGCCGUGCUGGGGGGCGCCAAGCUCACGUAUAUGCCGUUCUUCAUCAAGGCAUGCUGGGAGUUGGGGGCGGCGGCGCUGGCGCUUGAGCAGUUCCCCCUGGUCAAUUCCAGCCUGUCCCCCGACCAGGCCUCCAUCCUGCAGCACGGCGCCAAGAAUAUUGGCAUUGCGGUGGCCACCGCCCACGGCCUGGCCGUUCCCAACAUCAAGAAUGUCGAGAGCAAGUCCAUCGUGGAAAUUGCGGCCGAGCUGGCCCGUCUGCAGGCCGCCGCGGCCGCCAACCAGCUGCGGCCCGAGGACAUCAGGGGCGGCACGUUCACGCUGUCCAACAUCGGCACGGUGGGUGGCACCUACGCCACCCCCUUGGUGAACCCGCCCGAGGUGGCCAUCAUGGCUCUGGGCAAGAUGCAAAGCGUGCCGCGCUUUGCCCCCGACGGGCGCAGCGUGGUGCCCCAAUCCAUUCUGAACAUCUCGCUGGGGGCCGAUCACCGGGUGGUGGAUGGCGCCAUGCUGGCAGGCUUCGCCCAGGCCUGGCGGCGGUACGUUGAGAUCCCUGGCAAGCUGCUGCUGGAGAUGCGGUGA